CGGAGGUGGGAAGUGGUGGUAGGGGCGGGAGAACAAUGCGAAAGGGAAAGAGAAAUUGGCUAAGGCGAAGCAAGCUAGUCGGGAAGUGAGCUGCCGUUAAUUAGGAAGCCGGGCUAGAGUGCGAGCGUAGAGGGGAAGAAGGGUGAAGACAAAUGAGUGCGGGAAUGUGAAUCGGCACCGGCGGGCGCUAGGACCGGGCGUCGGGAAGUUGCCGCUUUGGGGCUAUCGGGGCGCGCGCCCGCCUGGAGCUGACGCGGCCGUGGCGGCGGUCUCUGGCCCAGACGAAACGCUACAGGGAGAGGAGACUCCACUACUUUGGGCCUCGGCUUGCCCCUCCCUGCAUGCCUCCCUGCCUAGCUUCCCUCCUACUGCCCGAGGUCUGCGCUCUAGUCCAGAGGCGCCCAGUCUUUCGGAGGACGCAAGGGACCAUCCCCGCCCCUCUACGCACCCUUGGGCUCCCCUGUGUCGGGUGGUGGAGGCCCUGGGGGGCCCUGCCGCUGAUUGGCCGCUGCGAGCGCGGGGCGGGACGCGUGGGAGACUCACGACCUCCGCGGGCUUCCUAGUGUUCCCGCCAUGUCGUUCGUGGGGAGCGAGGGGCGCUCGGCUCUGACGCGCCGCCGCCUGGGCACCCCUCUCCAGCCCUCUCGGCCGGCGUUUUCUGCCUUCACUCAAGGGGACAGUUGGGGUGAGGGUGAAGUUGACGAGGAGGGAUGCGACCAAGUGGCCCGCGAUCUGCGGCUGGAGUUCUCGGUCGGGGCGUCGUCGGAGCCUAGAAAGGGUUCGCUUUUCCCGCCGGGCCGGGACCGCUCGCUGCUCCUGCCCGAGAAGCGCAAUGGCAUCUUCUCGGCGAAUGCGAGCGGCCGGGCCCAGUCUCGGCGAUGGCCCGUCCAGGUCCUCUCGAUUGCCUGUUCGCUGCUGUUCGCCGUCCUCCUCGCCUUUCUCCUGGCCGUCACCUACCUGGUCGUGAAAGAGUUACAUGCUGAGAAUUUAAAGAAUGAAGGUGAUACAGACACUGGGCUAUUAGGAUUCUGGACUCUACUUAUAAUAUCCAUAACUGCUGGAUUCUCCUGCUGCAGCUUUUCUUGGACAGUGACUUAUUUUGAUUCUUUUGAACCAGGAAUGUUUCCCCCUACUCCUCUUUCACCUGCCAGGUUCAAGAAACUGACCGGACAUUCUUUCCACAUGGGCUAUAGCAUGGCAAUUUUGAAUGGCAUCGUAGCUGCUCUUACUAUAGCAUGGUGCCUCAUGUAAACCCACACUGAAGCAAUAUUCUUAACAAAACUUAGUCAUAAUUGCUUUGUAAUAACGGGGAAGAGCAUCAUUACCUACUCAGAAGACCGAGAAACCUGCUGUUCAUUAUGUGGUUCAUAAAUGUGUCAUAUCACAUGGAGGACAUUAUUGUAGAAAUUGGGAAUACCUGAAUAUUAAGUUUCAAGAAAUUUCUUAAAAAGCAUAAUGUUUACUUAUCUUUUUACUUUUGUGUGUGUUGUCCUUACAAGUUGCAGGAGGUGCUUUAAUGGAAAUCAAGCUCAAAAACUUGAAUACAGGACAAUGAGUACCUUUCUGUGUAUAUAAUACAUUUUUGCUAAGAGAUACUGAUAUUACUGUUUAAUUGAAAUAGAUAUUUAUUCAUUACAUUAGGAAAGCAAAGCAAACGAUGCCUACUACUUUGACAUUUUAUAGAAGCUACUGUUAAAUCAUAAUAAUUUUCAAGAUUCACCGAGUCAGUAGAAGGUGCUUUUAUAUUUUUUAAUGGGGCAUAGUUCCUUGUUUUUUUACAUAUUUUCCUACUACAUAUUGAGUUUGUAUGUUUUAAAAAUUGUUACAUCCAGACAAAUGUGUAAAUGUUAUUUUUUAGCUGGUGCAAACCUAAUACCUAUCAUUUUUAAUAAGUAUUUUGUCUUUUAAAAAACAAAAAUACAUUGACCUGAGCUUAAAAUUAAAUAAACUUAUUUUUAACAAAAAAGGACUGGCAAAAGAUAAAUUGUUUAAGCCAUUAAAAUACUGAGAAAUUUGAA
This is a messenger RNA of Manis pentadactyla (Chinese pangolin), 2018 nucleotides long. RefSeq names its product ADP ribosylation factor like GTPase 6 interacting protein 6 (gene ARL6IP6). Bases 574 to 1251 code for a protein of 225 amino acids. NCBI's taxonomy places the organism in Eukaryota, Metazoa, Chordata, Mammalia, Pholidota, Manidae. The transcript has 4 exons. The record is from RefSeq and is a predicted model, not a curated record.